Messenger RNA from Phasianus colchicus (ring-necked pheasant), 2576 nucleotides. RefSeq names its product phosphatidylinositol glycan anchor biosynthesis class K (gene PIGK). Lineage: Eukaryota; Metazoa; Chordata; Aves; Galliformes; Phasianidae. The record is from RefSeq and is a predicted model, not a curated record. Gene Ontology annotation, molecular function: GPI-anchor transamidase activity. Gene Ontology annotation, cellular component: GPI-anchor transamidase complex. Gene Ontology annotation, biological process: attachment of GPI anchor to protein; proteolysis.
GCGGUGACGGGGACAGAGGGCGAGCGGCGCCGCAGGCUCCGUGCUGCUACCUGGGCGCUGCUUCCUUCAUCUUGCCGGCGCUCGGCGGAGCGCGCAGCCCGGCCUGCCCCUCGUGGGGUGGAGCCCCGCCUCGCUCCGCCCCAACCCGGCUGCGGUGCCGCUGCCUCGGUGCUGGGCUCUGGUGCAGCAGUGCGAGCACGUGCGGCUUGCUUAGAGAGCGAAAAGAGUUGUUCAGAAACCCUCCUUUCUUUUAAUACGUUUGCAGCCUCCUGAAAUUCAGUUUUGCUAUGGUGAUGCAGUGUAACUUUCAGUUGCGCAGGCUCUCUUUGCCUUUCCGGACGUUUGCAAAGCCGCGUGUGAAUAAAGGGUUCCCCCGGCCUUCGUGCUGCAGUUCUGCCCGCUGUGAGCGAGUCUGCGGGCCGCAUCGCCCGCUGCGCUGAUGCCUUGUGUCAGCAACGUGCUUUUUGCACAGUGCACGCGCUGCUCCUGGGGCUCCGGCCCCGCUCGGUGUCCUGAUGCUUGCAACCUGCUUGGAAAGGGCCCCGUGCCCUGCAAAGCCUGCGGGGAGCCGCGAUUGAUUGAGGAUCAAGCAGAACAGUUCUUCAAAAGUGGACAUACAAAUAACUGGGCAGUUCUGGUGUGUACAUCUCGAUUCUGGUUUAAUUACCGUCACGUGGCAAACACUCUUUCAGUAUACAGAAGUGUCAAGAGAUUGGGCAUUCCUGACAGUCACAUUGUCCUGAUGCUGGCAGAUGAUAUGGCAUGUAAUCCCAGGAAUCCUAAACCAGCUACUGUGUUUAGUCAUAAAAACAUGGAGCUAAAUGUCUAUGGAGAUGAUGUGGAAGUGGAUUACAGAAGCUAUGAGGUUACUGUGGAAAAUUUCUUGCGUGUAUUAACAGGAAGAAUCCCACCAAGCACUCCCCGAUCUAAACGUCUUCUUUCUGAUGACAGAAGCAAUAUUUUAAUAUAUAUGACAGGCCAUGGUGGGAAUGGUUUCCUAAAAUUUCAAGAUUCUGAAGAAAUUACAAAUGUAGAACUUGCUGAUGCCUUUGAACAAAUGUGGCAGAAAAGAAGGUACAAUGAAUUGUUGUUUAUUAUUGAUACUUGUCAAGGAGCAUCCAUGUAUGAACGAUUUUAUUCACCUAAUAUAAUUGCCUUGGCUAGCAGCCAAGUAGGAGAAGAUUCUUUAUCACAUCAACCUGAUCUUGGGAUUGGUGUUCAUCUUAUGGACAGAUACACAUUUUACAUGUUAGAAUUCUUGGAAGAAGUUCAUCCAGCCAGUCAGACAAAUAUGAAUGACCUUUUUCAGGUCUGUCCAAAGAGUUUGUGUGUUUCAACUCCUGGGCAUCGAACCGAUCUCUUCCAGCGAGACCCUCAAAAUGUUCUGAUAACAGACUUCUUUGGCAGUGUAAGAAAAGUGGAAAUUACGACAGAGACAAUUUCUUUGGACCGUAAUUUAGCUGGCUUUGAAAGCGAGCUGCCAAAGGAUGUGUUGGCAACAGAACCACUUAAAUAUGCUGAUCAACUUCCUGUGGCUCAGAUAAUACACCAGAAACCAAAACCAAAGGACUGGCAUCCUCCUGGAGGAUUUAUUCUAGGACUGUGGGCACUGAUUAUCAUGGUUUUCUUCAAGACAUAUGGAAUCAAACACAUGAAGCACAUCUUCUGAAUUUGAGCAAGAUGAUUGCAUUGACUGCUACUUUGGAGUCACUGGUGUCAUCUGAGUUCUCUUUAUGUAUAUUAUGAUUGUAGUGAAAAACAGAGUUGGCAUCUCACUUCUAAGUGUUCUUUUGACAUCAUGUCUUCUCCCCUUUUUCUGAAGUCUAACGAAUGGUUAUUAUACUAGACAAAUCUUUUUUUUUUUUUCUUUUUUUUUUUUUUCUAUGCUUUCUUUUUGACCAUCUUCUCUUUCUGGUUAAAUUUAAAAAAAGAAGGUGAACCUAGACAUCUUAGCAGACUUUCUGAGGUAAUAAUCUAGAAAAAUAUAUAUUUUUUCCUGCUCUGUUAAAUACAACCCUUAGGUCAGUCCUUGUACCCUAGGCGAGUUUGGAUUUAGGAUUCUGAGCUGGUACAAGUAAAACAAAAAUAUGAUUACCUCACUGAAUCUACUUAAAAGAAAUGCCAAAAAGAGUGAAACUGUGAGAACACCGUGUCCACCAAGAGCAUGUCAUAGAUGUCAUCUUUUUAUUCCAUGUGACCUGGAUUUGGACGUUUUGGGGUUUUCAGUGCACUGGAUUUUUGCAUAAAGCAAAACUGACUCUAAGAUCAGGAUGAAAAAUGUUAUAAAUGGUAUUCUUGUAUUCAGUAAUUUCUGAGCGCUUGGAAGAUGAGAUUCAUAAUUUAGGUUUUGUAAAUUCCGUUCAGGCAUAUUGAUUUGUUCUUCUUGGACAUGUAAUGAUGAAUGCAUGCUAACUGUGUUUUGGCCGGGUAAUACACAGAUACUAAUAAAGAGAAGAGCAAAUUUCUGCAUGUAUAAAAACAGUAAGUACCAAGUAGGUGAUGCUCUUGCAGUAUGCAUUUGAAAUCUGUUCUCUCCCCUAAUCAUAAUAAAGCUGAUGCAUACGUGGUUUAAAGUU